Messenger RNA from Prunus avium (sweet cherry), 1710 nucleotides. RefSeq names its product BES1/BZR1 homolog protein 1. The record is from RefSeq and is a predicted model, not a curated record. Gene Ontology annotation, molecular function: DNA-binding transcription factor activity. Gene Ontology annotation, biological process: brassinosteroid mediated signaling pathway; DNA-templated transcription. Lineage: Eukaryota; Viridiplantae; Streptophyta; Magnoliopsida; Rosales; Rosaceae.
CAGAAAAAUCCACAGUGUUCAGAAAGUGGGUCCCACUGCAACGGCCGGACCCGCAAGAGAAUUAUUAGGUCAUCGGCGAAAAGAAAAAACAGUUAUAUAAAAAAACUCCACGCGGCAAAUCGUUUUUCUCUCUCUCUCUCUCUCUCACUCGCAUCAGAAUGGACUUGCGUGCACCCACCAGUAAUAAACGACGCCGUCAAGGUCUUUGAGUGCACACGCGACACAUUUCAACAUGCCCGAGUCAGGCUUUAUUUUUGUUACCACUGAGAGAGAGAUUCUUCUACACAAACCAGCGAAAAAGCGAAAGCGCAUUCCUCGUGAACACACGCAUCUCCAUCUCUGAUUCUGCCGAGCUUAAAUAGCCUGCGACGCACCUUACGCGGAGCUCGACAUUGCAAAGCGCCUGAUACUGAGAGAGAAAAGAGAGGGAAGAUAAUUGAUCGGAGAAUGACGUCGGAUGGAGCCACGUCUGCGGCGACGGUGGCGCGGAGGAAGCCGUCGUGGAGGGAGAGAGAGAACAACCGGAGGAGAGAGAGGCGGAGGAGAGAGAGGAGUAGGAGAGCCAUAGCUGCGAAGAUAUUCGCAGGGCUCCGAGCUCAGGGCAACUUCAAUUUGCCCAAGCACUGCGACAACAACGAGGUGUUGAAAGCUCUCUGCCUCCAGGCUGGCUGGACCGUCGAAGACGACGGCACCACCUAUCGCAAGGGAUUGAAGCCAACCCAAAUUGAUACACCAGGCACAUCAACCAUGAUCAGCCCUUACUCUUCUCUAAAUCCUAGUCCAAUCCCAUCCUACCAAGCCAGUCCUUCGUCGUCUUCCUAUCCAAGCCCAAGCCGUUUCGAUCCCAGCACUAAUUCAUCCAAUCCCAGUCACUAUCUGCGCUCUGCAAUUCCUUCGUCUCUCCCUCCUCUGCGAAUUUCCAAUAGUGCCCCUGUAACCCCACCGCUCUCAUCCCCAACCUCCAGAAACCCCAACCCAAUUCCAAACUGGGACUCCAUUGCUAAACAGUCCAUGGCCUCUUUCGAUUACCCGUUUUAUGCUGUCUCUGCUCCGGCAAGCCCUACCCGUCACCAGCUCCAUUUUCCAGCUGCUACCAUUCCCGAAUGUGACGAGUCUGAUACUUCCACUGUUGAUUCUGGGCAAUGGGUUUGCUUCCAGAGAUUUGCUCCUUCUCUGUCAGCAAUGCCAGCCUCUCCCACCUUCAAUCUUAUGAAGCCUGUUGUUGCUCACCAAAACUUGCCUGACAGUGAGAUCCCAGAGGUAAAGCCGUGGAUUGGAGAGAAGAUUCAUGAGGUGGGAUUGGAUGAUUUGGAGCUCACACUUGGAAGUGGUAAGCCUCGAAGUUAAGCCCAGCAAUUGGGUGGGGGGGUUUGGAUUCAGAGUGUGAGUUGCUGAGUUAUGAAGGAAGAGAAAGAAAAGAGGUUGUACUUGUUCAUCUGCCACAACCCUUUCUGGGUCAAACUGCAUAUCUCGAACCAUACUUGGUUAUAUUGCUUGCAAGAAAAUAGAUUUCGUUUGCGAUUUAAGUUAAUUUUAUUCCUUCUGUCUCAAUUCGAAUUUGUUUGGGAUGUUCUCAGCUUCAGAAUAUUGUGUACCGUUUCUUGUUCAAAUUAACAGUUCUUUUUUUGUAUCAUUAUUUAUUUUUAUAAUCAAAUUUGUAGACUCAGAAAACCCACAGCAAAAUGGGAAUGUUGUUGUACAUUGGAAAGU